CCUCGGACCAGACAUACAAGAAAGCGCUUCAUCAUAAAUUAGUGUCACAGCAGAAAGCAAGAUGAAUGUACGACUGCAGCGUCUAUGCUGCGCCCAUAAACCAAUAAAUAGAAUCUCCCGGCGCCUCAUCGCAACAGAAUCCACCAAGGCGACCACCAAGAGUCCUCCCCCGCCAUUUACAUCCACUACCCCGGAUGUGUCCUCCCACGCAGAGCCAGGUAGAAAAUCAGGUCACAAAGAAAGUAAAAAGCAAAUCUCAAAAGUCCACUGGGCGCUGGGUGAAGGAUAUGAAGUGGGCGGAGUGCUGAGACAGGAGAAAAGUGCUUUGGAUAGACAUGAUGAGAAGGGGUUGCCGACUUGGGGAGAAUGGGGUGUGCCGAUUCAGUUGGAGACCGGGAGUACUUCGUCGAUCAAUGUAGCACCGAAUUUCUGGCUGAGGGACAAUUGCCGUUGUGAGAAGUGUGUCAAUCAGGAUACUAUGCAGAGAGCUUUUGAUACUUUUUCUAUUUCUCAAGAUAUCCAACCAAAGGAAGUACGAACCGAGAAGGACGGUCUACGAAUAACAUGGGCCAACGAUGGACAUGUCAGUUCUUAUAAAUGGGAUUGGCUCUUGAAACAUAGGAGGAAGUCGAGUGUGCCCAUUUCUGUACAGGAAAAGGAAGCGAAGGCAGAUCCCUUCACCUACUGGGACUCAACGAUUGAAGCAAAUCCGCCUUCCGUUCAUUAUGAUGAGAUCAUGGCAAAUGAUAAAGGUGUUGGAGCAUGGACGGCUAAGAUUAGACAAUACGGAUUUUGCUACGUAGAUGGUUGUCCUGUCUCCCCUGAGAAAACACAAGAGCUCCUAGAGCACAUCUCUUUUAUACGAGUAACUCAUUACGGUGGCUUCUAUGAUUUCACAGCCGAUCUCACCAUGAAAGACACAGCAUAUACCAACCUCGCUCUCCCAGCUCACACAGACACAACCUACUUCACCGACCCGGCCGGCCUCCAAAUGUUCCACCUCCUCUCACACACGGAAGGAUCAGGCGGUGCGUCUCUCCUGGUAGACGGCUUCAACGCCGCCAAAACACUCCUCAAAGAAUCACCUGCCUCCUAUGAGAUCCUCUCUAAGACGCCCAUCAGCUGGCACGCUAGCGGCAAUGAGGGUAUCACCAUCACGCCCGCGAAAAAGAUGCCUGUGCUUAACUUUGGUGAUCUGAAAGAAGGUGGAGUCCCGAGACUGAUGCAGGUCAGGUGGAAUAAUGACGAUAGAGGUGUCGUGGCACUGAGCGAAGAUCGAGAUAUGGGUGCAGAGAAGUGGUACAAGGCGGCUGCAAAAUGGGAUGAGAUCUUGAAGAGGAAGAAUAUGGAGUAUUGGGCGCAGUUGAAGCCAGGAAGACCGUUGAGUAAGUACUCCCUAAAAUGAGAUUGCGAGUACUCAAGUAUGGUCGUGCUGACUUCGUCGUAGUCUUUGAUAAUUGGCGAGUUCUGCAUGGUCGGUCCUCGUUCACAGGAAAGAGGAGGAUUUGUGGCGGCUACAGUAAGUUCUUGGACCCCUAAGUUGAGAUACUUACUGACUCGUCUAGUCAACCAUGAUGAUUACGUCUCCAGAUGGCGUAACACAAAUUACACCAGGGAAGAAGCGCUUGCUCAAAUUCUGUAAAGGGUGGCUUAGAUGCGAAUCUUGUAUAUAAAUUCUUCAAAGCACUCAACCGAGAAGACCUGAUAAUCAAGUUCUCACUUACUCCAAGAUUCGAUGUAUGGAGACGGCUAUGUGCGAAUGUGAAAG
Cadophora gregata is the source of this 1768-nucleotide messenger RNA. RefSeq lists its product as uncharacterized. The record is from RefSeq and is a predicted model, not a curated record. The coding region runs from base 62 to 1405 and encodes 447 amino acids. Gene Ontology annotation, biological process: carnitine biosynthetic process. Gene Ontology annotation, cellular component: mitochondrion. Gene Ontology annotation, molecular function: trimethyllysine dioxygenase activity; iron ion binding. NCBI's taxonomy places the organism in Eukaryota, Fungi, Ascomycota, Leotiomycetes, Helotiales, Ploettnerulaceae. The transcript has 8 exons.